AUGAACAACAAACUGAAGCGACUACUCUUGAAUCACUUCUUUCACUGGGAAAAAACCGUUCUCGCAUGCCGUCGUCCCAAGACACCACAUUUUUCAAGCAACGAAGCCUAUCCAACCGUUGCUGCUAACACUGUCGGGCGAACUCUUUCUCCCCCUCCCUCUUCGGCGCAUAUUAAGGCUCCACUAUCCCUUCUCCACCGUGCCUUGCGCAUUCAGAACAUCGCGCCCCACAAAAACAUCAAGUCAAUAACUGACCGAAUCUUCAGUGGACCGCUUGAAUACGCUCAGUUACAACAAGAAGGCUCAACACAUUUCGUGACUCUGAGCUUCCUCAGCAGCGACUCUGCCUGGCUGUUCGCUCGCUCCCAGCUUACCGACCCUUUGAAGUUGGAACAACUCACAGGCUCAGAUUUGGCGCGUUGGGAAUGGCUACCGCCAACCCCACUCCCGCGCGAAACUGCCGAUGCUAUAGGCACCAAGCUCGCCAGGCGUACGCUGUGCAUCUCAUGGCAUAAGUCCUCCCCGUAUCCCACAACCCCUCAGAUUCACACCCUUCGGAGAAAGUUAUCGCGAUUUGGACCUUUUGUGUGGUUCUGGCAAUUCAACGAUCGGCGUUUUGUCGUCGCCUAUGCCGACAUCCAAACCUCGAUUUUUGCACGCAACAGACUGGAGGACGCCUUAGAGAAUCAGGCCACAGUCAGGUACUUCCCUGAUUGGACUGAGGUCUCCACAUCGUAUCGUAAUAGUCUAUGGAACUGGAGGAUGGAACAACAACAGAGGGUGGGAAAUAAGAGAGGGGUCACUCCGGAAUGGCACUGGAACUAG
Molecule: messenger RNA, 825 nt
Organism: Mycena indigotica
Lineage: Eukaryota; Fungi; Basidiomycota; Agaricomycetes; Agaricales; Mycenaceae
Exons: 5
Coding region: 1-825 (274 amino acids)
Source: RefSeq, a predicted model, not a curated record